AGACAGUUUUGUAACAGUGUUGCGCUUGCUUCUUUGGGCUUAGCUUUUCUUGGCUUCUUUCUGAGGUUGUUUGUGUUUACACUCCGCCUCAUUUCCCCCUCACAACCGGGUUCCUGUCCAGAAGAAGCCGGGAAUCCAAUGUCUUCGCUCUGGCUUCCCCGCCUCCAAACCCCACCCCAUCCCACCUCCAAAUGGGCCAGCGAACAGGUUUCCUCUGCCAGCCACUCGCUAGCGCCCCUCUGCCCCUCCCAGGAGGGGCGGGUACCUUUAUAUGCAGGUGGUCCGAGUGGUCUUCUGGCACGAGGAAGGCGCUCGCUCCUGAGGAGACGCUGCUGUCUGCGAAGGCAAGAGGAGGGCUGAGCCGGGUACCCGCGAGUGCCGCCCCGCGCCGCGAGCCAAGAGCCCAGAGAGCCCCGCCCCGGCUCCCUGCCUUCCCUCGGGAGCCCCGCAGAAGUGAGCUACGGACUACAGGAAGAUGGCACGCUUCUCUUCCAGUGUGAUUUUGAUCAUGGCCUUUUGCACAGCUUUUGAACUGGGAUUAGUUGCUGGGUUCGCCCACAAACUUACAGAUCCAUCUCAGGGAGACGUGGCCUUCAGAAAUGACAGCAUUCGGUCCGAGCAGGAGCCUGCAGUUCGUCUUCGGUCUUCCUUGUUCGUGCCACCCAUCAGAAUAAAGCCCAAGAAUGAGCUAAACAGAACCUGCUGUCUGAAUGGGGGAACCUGCAUGCUGGGGGCCUUCUGUGCCUGCCUCCCCUUUUUCUAUGGCCGGAACUGCCAGUAUGAUUCACGCAAAGAGAACUGUGGGACUAUACCCCAUGACACCUGGCUGCCCGAGAAGUGCGCCAUCUGCAGAUGCUGGCGCGGUGACAUCCACUGCCUUCCUCAGCCGUUUCUACCUGGAUGUGACGACAAUGCGACGACGACGGUUCAGCCCCUUGAUGCUUCCGGGACUCCAGAAAUACCACUGUCUGCAUGGAUCACUUUUAUGUUAGCUGGCGUCUGCCUUUCUCUACAAAGUUACUAUUAAUUGACAUUUGACUUUUUCUGGAAGUACAAGUUCAGAUACCAUGCAAAUUUCAUGACCAGUAAAGACUGCUGUUCCAAUGUCCUAACUGAAAGAUGAUCAUUUGUUAGUUGCCUUAAAAUAAUGAAUACAUUUCUAUAAUGGUACCUAACACUUCCGAAAGUGCCAGCUACUUCUUACCUCUCCCCAGAAAUUUUUUUUUCCAGAAAAAGUCAGCUAUCUCUACAUUGUGCCCAAGUCCUAUGUUUCUUGAUAUAUUUAACUCUAGCAAGGCCUUCUUAUUAAUAUUUUCUUUUAAACAAUUGAAUUCUUCACCAUCAAAUUGGUUUCACUGAUCAUCACCUAAGAGCACAUUUAGGAAUAACAUUGAUCGGGUGUGGGGCAGAUGUGGGUGGUGGAGGGGACGGGUGUACACAUCCAUAAUGAGUGUGAUGCGCACUGUCUAGGGGAUGGACACCUUUGAAGCUCUGACUCGGGGUGGGGGGUGGGCAAGG
Molecule: messenger RNA, 1518 nt
Organism: Lemur catta (Ring-tailed lemur)
Lineage: Eukaryota; Metazoa; Chordata; Mammalia; Primates; Lemuridae
Product: teratocarcinoma-derived growth factor 1-like
Exons: 2
Coding region: 476-1027 (183 amino acids)
Source: RefSeq, a predicted model, not a curated record